This is a messenger RNA of Zea mays, 1280 nucleotides long. RefSeq lists its product as uncharacterized. Gene Ontology annotation, molecular function: protein dimerization activity. The record is from RefSeq and is marked validated. NCBI's taxonomy places the organism in Eukaryota, Viridiplantae, Streptophyta, Magnoliopsida, Poales, Poaceae. The coding region runs from base 344 to 1024 and encodes 226 amino acids. The transcript has a single exon.
ACUCAAAAGGAGUGCCUCCAAAAGGAAACGCGCAACAGGAGACCGGGAGAGCGAGCGACCAAUCGGACUACCGGCCGGAGGGUCGGAGGGAGCUAGCAUGAGAGCGUCCAUUCCAACCCACCACCACCAUCGCUGUUCAUUCAUCCGUUACGCACACAAGUAGUAUAAAACAAAACCCUGUGCUCACCAGUCCUUCCCUCCCUCCCUGCCUGCUGUCCGAUCCCGUUCCAUUGCUCACCCUCCAUUGGUGUGGUGUCUGUCUUUUCGUGCAAUCAAAGGCGAUCCGCAAACAAACACACGGCCAGAGAUCAAGCAGCCAGCUAGCGCAGCGCGAGUGGUUCCAAUGCAGGGAGACCCGGGGUACGGUGGCUACGGCUACGGGUACGGCUAUGACGUCGCCGGCAACGGCGGCGGAGGCGGGUACUACCCUGCGAACGACCGGUACCCUGCCGCUGCCUAUGAGGACCCGCUCGCGGGUCGGAGGCAGCCGCUGCUCACGGGGCUGGAGUUCGAACCGUCGGACACCUGCCCCAGGAACUACGUCAUCUUCGACCAGACGUACGACCGGAGCCGGGUGAUGUACCACCCCUCUCUGCCCGCCGACAACUUCGACCACCAGGGUUACUACUCCGGUGAGAGCGCCUACCACGGCGGCGGCGGCAGCGGUGGCUCGGUCCGGCAGAAGGAGGACACCGACGAGAUCGACGCGCUGAUGAGCACGGAGGACGGCGGCGGCGACGACGACGAGGACGACGUGCUCAGCACGGGCCGCACGCCGGGGUGCCGCGCCGCUGGCUCCCCGGACUCCACGUGCUCGUCCGGCGGCGGCCGGAAGCACGAGGCGCCGGCCGGCGGCGAGAAGAAGAAGGAACGGGUGAAGAAGAUGGUGCGGACGCUCAAGGGGAUCAUCCCCGGUGGCGACCGGAUGGACACGCCCGCGGCCGUCCUCGACGAGGCCGUCAGGUACCUCAAGUCGCUCAAGGUGGAGGUCAACAAGGCCGAUGCGCGUGGGUCCGGCAGCUAGCUAGCUAGCCGGCUUCCAACUGCUAGUCUGGCUUUGCCGAUCAAAACAGGAGUAUCUAUCUCUCUGCGCAUCGGCAGAGAAGAUGGGACACGUACGCGAACAAAGAAGAUGGUCAACGGUGCUGGAGAGACAGAGGCAGUAAUGGAUUGGAAUCUAAGUGCAAAAAUAGAGAGAGUUCUAUCACUCCCUCCGUUCAUGUUUACACAGGCCUACGCCAAUUUUUGAUUUGGCCGAGUAGAUAUCAAGGGCCAAUUAA